AUGAACAACCGCAUCUCUCCCAAAUAUAGCGUGGCCAUCGUAGAGUUUCCGUCAGGUGCACGACGCGCAGGCGGCGAGUACGGAGAUAAACACCACAUCUCUCCUGGGUAUAGUCGGGUCAUCGCGACCGUCAUCACCGGCACACCAUCCAAGGACUCGUUAAGAGCUCGGCGGCCACGAUCACGUCUAGAGGAGUCCAAGGACUUUACAGCUCGCGGGAUACAAAAAGCAGCUCUCCUCCGGCUCGAGAUUGCGUUGAAGGGGCUCCAGCAUCACAUAGCUUACACUAUGUCAACCUUUACUCCCAGAGAUCCAAACUCAGCCGAGAAAAGAAUCUGCGAAAGGUUCUGGAAGCACCUGAAGACAACUCCCUGGAAAGUCUUCGGCGAGAAGGGCGAGCAUCAAAACUGUUUCGGCUGGGCGCUACAGGUGAAUGAUUGGAUAGAAGACCUUGACAACGAAGACGACGGGCUGAACGAGGCCUUUGUCUACAAGACAUUGAAGGAGCACGGCUUCGCCAAGGUUGAGGGCAAUACUGCACCUGCCGUUGGGGAAGUGAUCGCGGUCUAUAGGAAGGGCCCCGAGAUCGUCCACUUUACCCGCAUCGUCGACAGCAAGAGCUCGAGCAAGCUUGGUGAUCUCUGGUUGAUCUCUCACGAGGCUCAAGCCUUGUACGAGGGUACCGGAGACGGUGAUUACGGAAUCAUCGCCGAGUAUUGGAAGAAGGGAGGAGCUUCUCAGACCCUUUCCGUCAUGGAGCACGACUCGGGGCUCACAGAGGACGAGUUGGUGUUGGUCCAGGAUCAUGCCAAGCAGGCCCGCCAGUCUGUCGCCCCUCCCAAGAAGACACCCCCGAAGACAACUCCGCCUAAGACAACUCCCCCAAAGACCACCCCGCCAAAGACGACUCCCCCGUCCAAAAAGCCCGACAACAAGCUCGCGGCAGAGUUCGACGAGGCCUUUGCCGCCUGGCUCACGGCGGUCGAGGAGAGCCCGAGCUCUAAGACGUCAGCCUGGCUCAAGGUCCCUGCGUACGCCAACCUUAAGAAGCUCGGCGCCGGAAUCGUGCCGCUGCUUACCGACAAGCUGGCCAAGGGCGAGCUGCAUGCCGCACCCGCGCUACGCGACAUUGACCGGGCCAAGCUACACGGCAAAGUCAAGGGCUCGUCGCUACGACAACUAGCGGCCGGGAUCCUGAAGCUCGAGGCCGCCCACGCGAGUGCGACCAAGAACACCAUCGCGGCGUUUGCCGAGCGCAAGGACGAGCUGAAGCUGUCCACGCCUGGCGAGACCUCCUUCGCCGCCGCUUCUGCCGCCGUCGCCUCUGAGGAAGCCCAGCAAAAAGCCCUCGCGGACCCGCUCUUCGAAGCCGUCGUCGCACACGGCCACGCGGCCGUGCCAGAGAUCCUCUCCCGUCUAGAACACGAGCGUGAGCAUGACCCCCAUGGCCACGGACACGACGUAUGGCUCGAGGUACUAGCGCGGAUCCACGCCGCCGAAGCGCACGAAGACCAUGACGAUCAGACUGAGGUGCAAGAAUUUGAGACGUGGCUGGACAAGUAUGUGCGUGAGGAGGAGGAGGAGCAUCAUGAGGCUGGGCAUGCUGAGGAGUAA
This is a messenger RNA of Xylaria bambusicola, 1614 nucleotides long. RefSeq lists its product as uncharacterized. The transcript has 5 exons. The coding region runs from base 1 to 1614 and encodes 537 amino acids. NCBI's taxonomy places the organism in Eukaryota, Fungi, Ascomycota, Sordariomycetes, Xylariales, Xylariaceae. The record is from RefSeq and is a predicted model, not a curated record.